GCGCGACGCGAUCUUCGGGCAUAGAACAGCAUUCGAGGCCGGUAUCAUGCAUCGUGACAUCAGCGAAGGCAACAUAUUGAUUGCCAACGGCCGGGGCUUCCUCCACGAUCUCGACUACGCCUUCAACUGGAUGGCACAUCUACUCGAUCUGGGCUACGAGCAUACAGUGGAGAGCUGGAGAGAGUACGUACGUACGACCAAGGGCAUUCCACGGAAGGGUGGAGACGAGCUGCAGAUGACUGCAAGGUCCGACCCUGUCGGGGAGCCCUCAUCCCCUCGUCGCAGUGUCAACGGUGGUGACGAUAGGAAAGCCGCGCCGCCCACACCGAUCAUCAACAGGAACGGUGAAAAGGAAUACUUCAUCGAUGCGAUAGUUGCUGAAGGGAUAGUGGAGGGCGUCAAGAAAUACCUGGUACGAUGGACAGGGUGCGGGAACGAGGAGAAUACGUGGGCAUUCCCCGAGGACCUUCGAAGGUGCAUCGCGCUCGUUAACUGGUUGAAGCGACCAGCAGCAGAACGUACACAGUUAUCAGAGCCUUAUCUGAGCGAAUCAGGCUCGUCGGCCGAACGUGAUGCGGCAACGAGUGGCAGUCCAGACGACAUGAAGGCUCCAGAUGAGGCGAAGAGAAUGGAGUGCAAAGAGCGUACCGGCACGCUGUACUUCAUGUCUGUGGAAGUGCUUGAAGGAGGUGGCAACAUCAUUCACGAUGUUCGUCAUGAUCUCGAGUCGUUCUUCUGGCUGUUGAUGUGGCUUGUGCUGAGGCACACUGACUAUGUGCAUCGUGAGGGAUCCAGUGCUCUACAGUCACUAUUCGAUCAGCCGUCGGAUGCGGCCUGCGCGGAAAGAAAGAAGGGCUGGCUUAUGUCGCCUGCAGUGACAGUCCAAAACAACGCACCACUUUCGCAACUGAUCAACCAGUUCAAGAGGCUGUGCAAGCUGAACAUGUUCGACGAAGACACUCCAUCUAAUUUCAUACCGUUAACGUACGACAGCGUGCUCAAGGUGUUUGACGACGCACUCGAACGGGACGACUGGCCAUCCAACGACAAGGCAAUCCCUUUCAAACCCCUCCCUGAUCCUAAUCAACCUCACCGAGCACGCCCCGAGGGCGUAAUCCUGAGCAGUCAGGUAAACUCGGAGGCUCGCCGAGGCCGGGGACCAAUUGACAUGCCUGCUCCUGGCGACUUCGUGACAUCCUUCGAUCACAAUCGGCCUAUGCCAGAUGAUCAGUGGACUCUAAGCGACGGUGGCAUCCCUUGGAUCCAGCGGGCAAUGACGAACAACGACGGACAUCCCCAAUACCAGCACUCUGCAGAUGCUCAUCCCCCGCUCGUGCCGCUGCGGCCCGAUGUACGGCAUACAAAUACUUGGGCCGGUGAUGUCCUGGUAGAAAGGCCGGAUCUGCAACCUCGACUUAUCGGACGCCGUCCUCUGGCACGAAAACCUGGCCCAUCGUCCAUGUCUGCCUGGACGCGGCUAUCGGGGCAACAAGAGGCUCCCGAUGAUCCGUCAAUGGCAGGACGAAGAGCCCCAACAAGAUCUCCGUCUGAUUCUCCUGCCCACUCAUCUGACACCGACACGGCGGGACAACGACCCUGUCGAUUGCCUUCCGUCGAGCGCCUCAUACAGGCCGCCCCUGACAGUCCUCCGCACAGUGCGCGCGAUGAGCGUUUGUUGCAGUCGUAUCAACAGUCAUUAGAAAGGAUGGCCAGUGCAAGUGGAGAACAUCGUACGAGACGGAAACGGUCGCACGAGGAGAUGGGUAGACGCGAGGACGAGGACAGUGAACGUUCAAAGCGUUCAAGAAGUCUCAGUCAGCAGCCUCUUCCUCAAGUUCCUCGCAGGAAAUCCCGAGGCCCGUCGAAGUAAGCAUUCAUCCCAUGCAGCGAGACUUAGUGCCUCGAUGCCCCUGCCUCUUUUCUGUACCAUUGCGGACGUGCGUCUCGAUUGUUUGUAGUACUAGUAGUGCCACCGGACGCUUAUCAGUGUAUCCAUAUUACCACUCUAUCUGUAGUGAACAAGAUAUUGC
Messenger RNA from Rhodofomes roseus, 2030 nucleotides. RefSeq lists its product as uncharacterized. The record is from RefSeq and is a predicted model, not a curated record. The coding region runs from base 47 to 1870 and encodes 607 amino acids. NCBI's taxonomy places the organism in Eukaryota, Fungi, Basidiomycota, Agaricomycetes, Polyporales, Fomitopsidaceae. The transcript is spliced from 3 exons.